Messenger RNA from Linum tenue, 3433 nucleotides. The record is from the annotation of a GenBank genome assembly. Lineage: Eukaryota; Viridiplantae; Streptophyta; Magnoliopsida; Malpighiales; Linaceae.
CUGAUUUCCACUCUUCUUGUUCCCUUCCUUCCAAAAAACACACACAGUAACAAUCAGCUGAGAUCUCAGUUUCAUGAUCACACCCAAUUAUGAGGAGGGGGAGAAAUGAAGAUGAAAUUCCAUCCCUCCUACAUUAAUGUACAACACAUCUCAUUUACUGACUGGACCACCACUCCAACCACCAUCCGUAUAUCAGUCAUGUCACACUCACAGAGCACAAACGACAGAUAGGAGAUGGAGGAUUCGCAUCAAACCCACAUCACCAAUAGCUAGUAUACGUACGUACGUACAUGGGUUCUCAUCAUGAUCAGAAAAAACAGAGUGGUAGCAGCAGCAGCAGCUUGAUGGAGGAAGAUCAUGGUGACGGUGGGAAAAUAAGGAAGAUGAAGAACAGGGGAAGCUUGGAAGAUGAAGAUCAUGGAGAUUCAGAGCGACGAAGACCACAAGGAGAGGGAGAAGAGGGUGAAGAUCUUGGUGAGAGCUCGUCCAUUUCACUGUCGGGGCUGUCGAAGAUUGUUCUUCCACCACUUGGUGCUUCAGGUCAAAUUUACCAGAACCCUCAGGUCUCCAGAGGAUGGAUCAUUUCUCCCAUGAAUUCCAGAUACAGGUGUUGGGAGACAUUCAUGGUGUUGCUGGUCGCGUACGUCGCCUGGGUCUAUCCCUUCGAAAUCGCGUUCCUGAAAUCGGCCCCGGCUCCCAGCAAACGGCUCUACGUCGCCGACACGGUGGUUGACCUUUUCUUCGCCGUUGACAUCGUCUUGACUUUCUUCCUCGCCUACUUCGACUCUCGGACCCAGCUCCUCGUUCGCGAUCCUCGUAAGAUCGCCACCAGGUAUCUGUCGACGUGGUUCAUAAUGGACGUGGCAUCCACGAUUCCUUUCGACUCAUUGGGGUAUUUAUUCACUGGGAAACCCCAAUUGGGCAUUUCUUAUUCUCUUUUGGGAUUGCUCCGAUUCUGGCGACUCAGACGAGUCAAGCAGUUCUUCACUCGGCUGGAAAAGGACAUCAGGUUCAGCUACUUCUGGGUCCGCUGCGCCAGACUGUUGGCAGUGACGCUCUUCCUGGUUCAUUCUGCUGGCUGCCUCUACUACCUGCUAGCAGAUCUCUACCCGCAUCAAGGGAAGACAUGGGUCGGAUCCUUGAUCCCAAACUUCAGGGAGACGAGCGUCUGGGUGAGAUACAUUGCCGCCAUGUACUGGUCAAUCACCACCAUGACCACGGUCGGGUAUGGAGAUCUGCACGCAGUCAACACCAUGGAGAUGAUCUUCAUCAUCUUCUACAUGCUCUUCAACCUCGGCCUCACUGCCUACAUCAUUGGCAACAUGACCAAUCUCGUCGUCGAAGGAACCCGCCGCACAAUGGAAUUCAGGAAUAGCAUUGAGGCGGCAUCGAAUUUCGUGGGCAGGAAUCGGCUGCCGCCGAGGUUGAAGGAGCAGAUACUGGCUUACAUGUGCUUGAAGUUUAAAGCGGAGAGCUUGAACCAGCACCAGCUGAUGGAGCAGUUGCCCAAAUCGAUUUGUAAGAGUAUCUGCCAGAGGCUGUUCUUGCCCACUGCUGAGAGGGUGUAUCUGUUCAAGGGUGUUUCCAGAGAGAUUCUCUUGCACUUGGUGGCAAAGAUGAAAGCUGAGUACAUACCACCUAGGGAAGAUGUGAUCAUGCAGAACGAAGCACCGGAUGAUUUGUACAUAAUCGUGUCUGGAGAAGUCGAGAUAAUCGAUUGCGAUCUGGAUAAGGAGCUGGUUGUUGGGAGUUUGCAAUGUGGAGAAAUGUUUGGAGAAGUUGGAGCUCUUUGUUGCAGGCCUCAGAGCUUCACUUUUCGGGCGAGGACUAUUACGCAGCUUUUGAGGCUCAAGACUAGUGCUCUUAUUGAAGCAAUGCACUCGAGGCAGGAAGAUUAUGUGGCCAUCAUCAAGAACUUUCUCCAGCAUCAUAGGAAGAUUAGAGAUUUGAAGAUUGGAGAUUUUCUGUUUGAGGGUGGAGAAGAAGAGGUUGAUAGGAACAUGGAUUUCAAUAUGUUGAGUGUAGCGAGCACUGGCAAUGCUGCCUUCCUCGAAGAGCUUCUCAAGGCAAGGUUUGAUCCUGAUAUUGGCGACUCCAAAGGCAGAACUCCACUGGUAUGUUGAGCUAUUUACUUGUAAUCAAAUGGUUGUUAGGGGAUAGAGGGAACAUUACCAUGCCCUGAGUAAUGUUGACAUCUUAUUUGCAUACUUGGCAAAUCUUGCAGCACAUUGCAGCAUCAAAAGGGCAUGAAGAAUGUGUCUUGGUACUUCUAAGGCAUGGAUGCAACAUUCACUUGAGAGAUAUCAAUGGCAAUACAGCUCUCUGGGAAGCUCUAUCAUCAAAACACUCUUCCAUCUUCAGGAUAUUGUACCAAUUUGCCAUCAUGUCAGAUCCGAACACCUCAGGGGACCUCUUAUGCACCGCAGCAAGGAGAAAUGAUGUUGCCAUGAUGAAGGAGCUGCUGAAGCAAGGACUAAAUGUGGACUCCAAGGACCGCCAGGGGAGAUCAGCAGCACAAAUAGCCGUGGCUGAAAACCAUGCUGACAUGGUGGAUUUGCUCGUGAUGAAUGGGGCUGAUGUGUCUAACGAGUCCUCACCAAUCAACACUAUAAAAUCCUCUUCAGAAAGUGCAGAUGGAAUGCAGCAAAACCAAGAAUCGGGUCACAGAAUCACAGACAUAGAUGGUCAGCAAGAAAAGCUGAUCAGGAGGCAUCAUGGAAAAGGAGACUAUCGAUCGAACUCGCAGCGAGACACUCGUGGUUCUGGUUGUGCAAGAGUGAGCAUAUAUAGAGGCCAUCCUGUUGUGAGGAAAGAACUGGGUUGCAGGGAGCCUGGAAGGUUGAUUACGCUCCCAAGUUCAUUAGAGAAGCUUAAAACCAUUGCAGGGGAAAAAUUCGGGUUUGAUGCAAGAAAUGCUGCAGUAACAAAUGAUGAAGGUUCUGAAAUUGACUGUAUUGAAGUGAUUAGAGAUAAUGACAAGAUUUUCAUAGUUGAAGAUUCAAGCUGCUGUGGUUGAUGAUGUAUUGUCACCAAAUGGGAACAACCCCAUAUAUCAUGGAGCUAUUUGUCUAGAAUUUUCGUAUAUGAGAUGUGUUGUGUACUUGUUUUAAUGGUCAAUUAUGUUGCACAUGAAGUGUUGUAAUGGCAAUAGUAGAUCAUCCAACAUUUUAUUGUUGAGGUGAGGUAAAUCAACUUUGGGAAAGGGUUAGUGGUAAUUGUUUCAUCUCAAAUAGGCCAAAUAUGUAAGCUUAGGGCUAGUGUAGUGCUCAAUAUCUAAUCAUGUGCUUGUUCAGUUUCGAAUGAUUUAGUUAAGUUAAAAUAAUAAAGACACUACGAUUUAGUUUGGAAAUAAUAAGGGAAAUGAUAUGCUACAAAACUCAGAACUGCAAAAUCUUGUGUUUUAACACCCUAACACAGAUCAUAUCACUCUGCA